Mesocestoides corti is the source of this 1284-nucleotide messenger RNA. Lineage: Eukaryota; Metazoa; Platyhelminthes; Cestoda; Cyclophyllidea; Mesocestoididae. The record is from the annotation of a GenBank genome assembly.
AUGCAACGCGAGAGAGCCCGCUAUCCGAAGCUCAAGGUGGGAGUCGUCUUCAGUCUCGGAUUGCCACGCAAACGCGGUGGCAGAUUAUUCAAUCGCGACGGCAAUAUCAUCAGCCUGCCCGGAAGCAGCGGUGACAUGCUCGACCAAUUCAAUGGCAAGGAGGAUGUUGUGAUGGAACGCAUCAACAAGGAAAUCGAGAAUUACGAUGACAUAGUGCUGGCCGACUACGAGGACACGUACUACAACUUGACGUGGAAGACCGUCACGAACCUGCGAUGGCUGUCAGCAUUCUGCAACAAAUAUCACGCCAACACAUUCAUGAUCAUCGACGAUGAUCAUCGCGUGAAUCUGUCCAUGGUGGCACAGUUUCUCAAAAGUGUUUCAACCGAGACAAUGAGAAAGUCCAUUUUCGGAUUCAUUGCGAAACGCGACAAGGCUCUUAGAUCGCCAUCAGCGAAGUGGUAUCUGUCGUACCGCGAAUUCCCAUGGGAUUUGAUGUACCAGUAUCCACGUGGAUUUUCGCAAUUCAUAGGAGCCGACAUCGUGGACGACAUGGCCAUCGCGAGUGCAUACACGCGGUACAAUUAUGCACCGGAGGAUGUGUAUCUCGGAAUGACAGCAUUUAAACUGGGCGUCGAGUUGCACAAUGUGGACUCAAUGUAUGACCACGAGGACUAUGCCAGAAGGAACGCAGUUUCUGGCCGAGAUAUCUGUUCUCGUGACGUGAACGUCAUUCUGAUGCUGCGCGAAGAGCCACCAACCAACGUUCCUCUUCCAAAUUCUGCUCCGUGUUGGUUCGCCGCUCUGGAAACGCAAUUUCGUGGUGCAAAUAUUGUCAGCCAAUAUGCUAAAUUCCCUUACCUCGUCUAUACAUUGAUUAGCGAACUGGCCAACGAAGUUUCAGGCGUACUGCUUCACCCCGACAACGACUUUCCUUACGACCAGUUAAAGGCAGCGAUUCUGAAAACUUUUAUCGGCAAUGAUUUGGGAGAUUUGAAGCCUACCCAGAUCCUGAGGAAGAUGCGUCAAAUCUCCAACGCCGAACCUUUGCAAGGUGCAUUUUGGAAAGGAUUUUUUCUCAAACGACUUCCAAGCAAUAUUCAACGCAUCAUUGCUCCCAUGGUUGAAUCGUCAACACUGGAACAGUUGGCAGAUACCGCAGGCCUCAGAUUAGAAGCAACGAAAACGGCUUACAUCUCCGAAAUUGACGAAAGUCUCCAAAGACAAUCAAAUUCACUUUUGCGCUCCGCCGAGCCAGGAUCAAAGCCGCAAUCGACGCCUUGA